Cladocopium goreaui is the source of this 682-nucleotide messenger RNA. Lineage: Eukaryota; Dinophyceae; Suessiales; Symbiodiniaceae. The record is from the annotation of a GenBank genome assembly.
AGAUUUCUUUUCUGUUUCAAUCUGCUCAAUGCUAUGUAGCCAUGGGUCCAGCAUGUGGAAAGUCUCAUCUGCCAGAAGAAGGCGUUAAGCAAAAGAAGACGGCAGAAGGAGAUGAUGAUUGGAAAGCCCUGCUGACAUCGGGUGCAACAAAUGACGCUCCACAAGCGCAGAAUCAAGCAGAAAAGCGUGACACCGACGCCUUUCAAGCUCUGCCACCCCCGAGAUCGAAGCCGCUGACAGAGCCUGAGGCACCUGAGGCACCUGAGCCUUACGGCCUCAUUGACGAAUAUGUUGAUGACUUGUUGGGAAUUCCGCCAGAAGAACGGCCAUCGUGGCAGCGGCCAUCGUGGCAUCAAACUGGUUCCUCCAUGGAUGUGCCAGAGAUGGUGCUUCAGGAUGGAUCCCGCGCACCGGCCCUUCCUGCAUCAGAAAACCGAGCCUCUCAGACGCCAACGCCAUACUUAGAGGGAGUUCUCAAUGGUUGGGCGGCCAUCGACAGACCAGUUGAGUCCGAAGUGCGAGAUGAGCCAGCUCCAAAGCGACGCGCGGAUAGGCCAUCCUGAAGGGUAGGACAUGGACCAGGCACAGUUUCAAUCCUGAAGCCAAACGGCUUUGCUGCUCUACCUUGCAAUGAAGAAAAUGAUUCUGAAUCUGCAUGGGCUUGAGCAGCAUGCUAUCGAUA